Messenger RNA from Apodemus sylvaticus (European woodmouse), 5024 nucleotides. It is a transcript of the gene Smug1, whose product is annotated as single-strand-selective monofunctional uracil-DNA glycosylase 1. NCBI's taxonomy places the organism in Eukaryota, Metazoa, Chordata, Mammalia, Rodentia, Muridae. The transcript has 4 exons. The coding region runs from base 1505 to 2347 and encodes 280 amino acids. The record is from RefSeq and is a predicted model, not a curated record. Gene Ontology annotation, molecular function: oxidized pyrimidine nucleobase lesion DNA N-glycosylase activity; single-strand selective uracil DNA N-glycosylase activity. Gene Ontology annotation, biological process: base-excision repair.
GUAAGGGGCUGGAUCUUUGCAAAGGGUGGUGGGCGCUCGCUGGACUCCGGAGGGGUGGCCGCGCUGUGACGCCAAGGCCUACAAGGGGUCCCUAUGAGCCCUGCAGCUCUGUUUUGAUUUAAAUCCUGUGGAUUCUUGUACCAUCUACAAGGGACAGCGGCUAGCUAGUGGCUUGGAUUCUUAUUUUUAUUUUAGGUUUAUUUAUUUAUGUUAUUUUAUAUGUAUAGGUGUGUUGCCUGCACACCAGAAGAGGACAUUGGAUCCUAUAGGAUUACAGUUAAACUCUUGAAAGCCGCUUUAUGGGUGCUGGGAAUUACACUGAGGACUGUAGUAAGAGCAGCCAGUGUAUCUCAGGGUUGCCCUUUGCUUUUAAAUGCAAUUUGAAAUUCAUGACAUGUUUGUUAAGCUUCUUGGUUUUUGCUUUUUGAGGGGGAAAAUGCACGUGGUUCAUGUUGGCUUCACCGUUGCUAUGGGUGAAAGAAUGUUCCUCAUCUUCUCAUCUUUCUACCUCUGCCUCCUGAGGGCUGAGCUUAUAGGCACGGCUUCCAUACCUGGUUUAUGAUGCUGGGGAUUGAACUCAAGGCUUCAUUCAUCUUUGGUAAACACUCCAGUGAGUUCCAGCUUCGGGCAUUGAGCUUAUGGCUACUGGUGACUUUAGGGAGGACUAUCAGAUUUCCCUUUAGGGCUCCUUUGAUGUUUUGUUUGGGAUUGUAAAGCUCAGAUUACACUGUAUUUCUCAUGUUUAUCUGUCCUCUUAGCUCUUCAUGGAUUACCCAAAGCCUGUCUUACAUCUUAUUUAUUUCAGAGUUAUUCCCCAGACAUGCAGGGAAAUCAUAAAUAUUUAAGAAAUAAACAACUGCUGGAUGUAGGUUGGUGGACUGUGUGGUUUCUAUAGAGAAGAGCCUUAAAGUGACUUGUCCAAGAGAACCUUCUUAGAUGUCGUGGCUGAUAGGACUCUUGCUGGCAAACCUGAUGACCUGUAUUCAAUCCUCAGAGCCUUGACAGUAGAAGAGAACCAGCUCUCAAAAGUUAUCUCUUACCACAUGCUUGCUCUCUCUAGUAAGUAAAAACAAAUGUUAACCAUGUAAGAGAGAAAACCAGGACUAGCAUUCAAGUUAGCUGACUUAACCUGUGGCACUUGCUGUCAGAUGAACAUGAAAAUAAGCUCUGGCACAUGCCCUUCCUUGCUGUCUUCAGCCCAGAGCAAACUCCAUCUUAGACCUGAGAGAGAUCACUGUGCUGCUUUUUCUAAUAUUGAUUCUACACAGGCAAGUGCAAAGCAAAGGUUCCAGAAAACCCACUUCACCACUCCGUCCUCAGCUUUCCAGAAUGUCCUGGGAGCCCGUGUGGACAAACCAGCUAAAGAUUUCUGGCCCGCUGUGGUGACACAUGCAGCCAAGACCUACCAUGAUGAACAGUACUCUCUGAGAGCUGAGAUAAACCCUUCAAUUUGCCUUUGUACAUACUUUGUAGCAACAAGACCAGUAGCUAAGGUGACAACAGCAUGGCUGUGUCCCAGACCUUCCUAAUGGGACCUACCCAUGAGCCUGCAAAUGCCCUGAUAGAGCCUCUGCCUUGCACUCAAAGCUUGGCUCAGGGCUUCCUGGAGGAAGAGCUUCGACUCAAUGCUGAGCUGAGCCAGCUUCAGUUUCCGGAGCCUGUGGGAGUCAUCUACAACCCGGUGGAUUAUGCUUGGGAGCCACACCGUAACUACGUGACCCGCUACUGCCAAGGCCCCAAAGAAGUGCUGUUCCUGGGCAUGAACCCAGGACCUUUCGGCAUGGCGCAAACUGGGGUACCUUUUGGGGAAGUGAAUGUGGUCCGGGACUGGUUGGGUGUUGGGGGCCCUGUGAUGACUCCUCCCCAAGAGCACCCCAAGCGACCAGUGUUGGGACUGGAGUGCCCACAGUCAGAGGUGAGCGGAGCCCGAUUCUGGGGCUUUUUCCGGACCCUCUGCGGACAGCCUCAAGUCUUCUUUCAGCACUGCUUUGUCCACAAUCUGUGUCCUCUACUCUUCUUGGCUCCCAGUGGACGAAACCUUACCCCAGCUGAGCUGCCCGCCAAGCAGCGGGAGCAACUGCUGUCGAUCUGUGAUGCAGCCCUCUGCCGGCAGGUGCAACUGCUAGGGGUGCGGCUGGUAGUGGGAGUGGGGCGGCUGGCAGAGCAGCGAGCCCGAAAAGCUCUAGCAGGGCUGACCCCGGAAGUGCAGGUGGAGGGGCUCCUGCAUCCGUCUCCUCGAAGCCCACAGGCCAACAAAGGCUGGGAGGCAGCAGCCAGGGAAAGACUCCAAGAGUUGGGGCUGCUGCCUCUGCUAACAGAUGAGGGUUCAGCCGGGCCUACGCUGUAGAGACCCCAGCCGGUGUUGCUGGUCUCCAUGUUACAUUCAGCCUGCUGGGCUGUCCUCUAAUGGUCCAGGGUGGGCAGUUCUCCUGCUGUCUUCCCUUUCCCUCGAGCCUCUCACCCUUUUGUUUCCAGUGUCUGGUUCUGCACAGCAGAGGGUUGGGCCUGUGCACUACACCUACCACAUCGUUGCCUUGGGAGCCCCUGUGUGCAGAGGGUCCUAGGUCGGGAUGUCUGAAGUCAUAUUGUAGUUUUGGAGGAAAGAUCACUUUUGUUUAAUAUUUCCUGUUCUGCUUUUUAUUGGCAUUAUGUUUGGCAUUGCAUCAUAUACACUAGCAAAGUUCUCUGAUGCUGAUCUACCUCAGCCUUUUUUUUGACACUAACUGUACAUACUACUGGGGUUCAGUGUGAUGUUUUCACACAGGCAUUCAGUGUACACUGAUGGAGUCCAACCUCCCUUUAUCAGUCCUCUCCAUACUUCCUCUUCCCCAGUCAGUGGACAAUCUUUCCAGAGUCCCUAAUCUUCCUUACAGAACAUUUGGCAGACUCCUGUCCUUCCAGAGACUAGGACAGACAUCAUGUUGAGAAUGAACUUUUUAGCCAGGUAUCCUGGCACACUCCUAUAAUCCCAGCACUUAGAGGCAGGAGGAUCAGGAGUUCAAGGCCACCUUUAGCUACAUAUUGAGUUCAAGGCCAGCCUGGAAUACAUUAGUCUCUGUCCCAAAAAUAAGUAAGUAAAUGAGUAAUAAAAAAGUGAACUUCUUCAGGGAGACCAAAGCUGCAUCUGAGGGAGACUUCUGUGUGGUAGACUAGGAAAGAUCUAGAUUUUCAUCCCUCCCCUUUUUCCCUAUAAGGCCUGUGAACUUUUUGUUUGUUUUGUCUUUUUUUGGGGGGGGGAGUUGGAUUUGGUUUUUUGGAGACAGGGUUUCUCUGUAUAGCCCUGGCUGUCCUGGAACUCAGUCUGUAGACCAGGCUGGCCUCGAACUAAGAAAUCCGCCUGCCUCUGCCUCCCAGAGUGCUGGGAUUACAGGCUUGUGCCACCACCGCCUGGCUGCCUGUGAACUUUUAAAAACAUUUAUUUACUUACUUAUUUUGGUUUUUUGAGGCAGGGUUUCUCUGUGUUGCCCUCACUAUCCUAGAACUCACUUUGUAGACCAGGCUGGCCUCAAACUCAGAGAACUUAUAUUAAACAAACACACACACACACACACACACACACACACACACACACACACACACACACACGCACGCACGCACGCACGCACGCGCGCGCUCCCUCUGUUUUUAAAAUUUGAGACAAGGUCUCAUUGUGUUGGCCUGUAGCUCAUUAUGUAGACCAGAUCCACUUUGACCUCACAAGAAAUCUACCUACCUCUGCCUCCUGAGUGCUGGGGUUAGAAGGAUGCACCACCCUGCCUGACCUGUUGAUGAACAACCUCUCUAAGCACCAAGAUCCUUUUAUAAAAAAGGGUGCUGCCUCCUUGCACUGGCAUGGGGUGUGAGGAUCAACUGAGAUAACACUGUAGAGUGCUUUGCAAAAGGCUGGCAUGUGGCCCUCACUACACACACACUUUCUGCUCGCCUCCCUUCGAGGUGGGGUGUAUCAGUGCACUACAUGGGUAUUCCCCAUCCACUCCUUUGUCUAUUAACUUGCUCGAGAAGGACCAGUGUUACAAGAAACUCAGCCUCUGAUUUUUCAGACUGAGCAUUAAAGACUUCUAAGCCUUGUGUUGUUUCUCUCUUCUCUUCCUGCACUUCAUUGGUGGGAGAAUGAUUUUAAGAUAUUUCCUCCCUUUUCUUACCUAUUCACUGUUUGCAAAAAACUUUUCUCAGGUAGCUUGGGGAGGAGUGACAGAAACCUCUGAUUGCCCUAGCCAAGCUACAGGGGUUUUGGUAGGGGCCUGUCCUGAAGUUCGUCAGGUACUUGGGCACUGUUGGGGACAGGACGAUAGGGAGCUGGUGUCUCAUCUGUCUCUUCAACGGUUGGUUGGAUGAUCUGUGGUAAGGGCUGGAAAGUGAGCCACAGUGAGAGCAGGUCUUGGGACCAUCUUACUGAGGACAUGUGGUCUCCCUAUCUCCUGGGAUACAAGUCAUCUCCAGCAUUCUAAAUAUUAAUAUAUUUCUAUCUCAGCUCCAGAGAGGGAGACUAAAUCUUUGAGGAUUCCCCAGUGUAGAAGUGCCGUAAUUAUUCAUGUUGGGGCCUCAGAGCAUUCCAGGAUUUGUUGAACUUUGACUCAGGAUGGAAGCCAACCCUCCAGAAAGACCAUCCAUAUGCUUUGAGGGUUGGGGCUCAGCCUGAAUGCCAGAAUAGGACCAGGAUAGAGAUCGAGUUCAGCCACAUGACCCAUGAUCUUAACCAGUUCUCCCUCCACAGUGACCCUGACACAGUGUCUCUUGGACACUGGAAUUUCUGCUAAGGUUACUGGUUGGUGAACACAUGUAUAUGUGUGUUUCUUUUUGGGUAUUUGGUACUGGUGUGUGUAUUUGUUCAUUUGUUUAUUCAUUCAUUCAUUUAUUCAUUCAUUCAUUCAUGUAUGUGCUCUGUUUAUCAUUUUGGAGUUCUGGCCAUUGAGCCCAGAAUUUUGCAUUUUAUGGGUGGGAAGCAUGCACUGCUCUAUCAUUGAGUUACAUCCCUUGAUUUGUAUUUGUGAUAAAUUGUAAUAAACGGUGUUUUAUCCCCCUGA